This is a messenger RNA of Saprolegnia diclina VS20, 1539 nucleotides long. RefSeq lists its product as hypothetical. The record is from RefSeq and is a predicted model, not a curated record. The transcript has a single exon. NCBI's taxonomy places the organism in Eukaryota, Oomycota, Saprolegniomycetes, Saprolegniales, Saprolegniaceae. The coding region runs from base 19 to 1497 and encodes 492 amino acids.
AGUCCUUCGAAAAACGAGAUGGCGUCCACCCAAGCGGCCAAGCGCAAGGCCGACGCGAUGCUCAUGAAGGCGACGACCGCCGACCGCGACAUGGACCGCCUCCACCAGCGCGAUGUCACGCUCUGCAAUGAGUUUGGCUGGACCAAGCUCACGACGACGGGCGCCUUCUGCACGAUCUGCUCGCGCAUCGUCGUCCCGCGCGGGUCGGGCUUCCGCGAGUACUUUUACCACGAAGAGACCGCAAUGCACAAGAAGAACGUCACGGCGACCAGCGACCUCUCGCGCGCGAUCGAGGACGAGCAUAGCACGUCGACGCGCCGCUCGAGCCGCCUCAAGGACAAGCCGCUCAUGCCGCCGAUGAUCGACAUGGACAGCAGCGCCGACGAAGCGGCUGCGCCCAAGACGCGCCGCAGCACCUCGGCGUCCACGACGACGACAACGACGACGGCGACCAUGGCCAAGGCCCACUCGAAGCCAGAGCUCAUGGUCUAUGAUGACAGCAGCGACGACAGCGACAGUGGCCCUGUAUCGGCGAAUACUGCCAAGGUGCUCCAGACGCCGCCGUUGGCCCCGCGCGCGACGACCAACGAGAGUCCGUCGCAGCUGCGCCUCUUGACGCUCAAGAAACAAGCGUCGUCCAGCGCGACCAAGGCGCUGAAGAAGACGCCGACCAAGAUGAUGUUCAAACCAACGCCCACAAAGUCGUUCAAGCCCACGCCCACAAAGUCGACCAAGCCGACCAAGUCGUCGUCGACGCAUGUCAACCACGUGGAAGAAGACGGGCGCCCGUCGUCGUCGAAGAAGGCGCUGCGUGACAAGAAAGUCGGCCCCAAGCAGCCCAGCACCAAGCUUGUCAAGCCACCAAAGGCCACGCCUGCCAGCGACGACAGCUCCGAGGCCGACGAACCCAUGAUGGAGCAAGAUCAUCACGUGAAUCAUGUCGAAGAAGACGUGCAGUCGGCGCCUGAAGAGGCACGCGCGCUCGCAACGAACGCCGGCCUCAAUAGCCCGGCGGCCACGGUCACGGCCAGCGAAGGCUACCCAGAGCCGGACGACGUCGCAGCGCCAUCGAGCCCCUCAGCGAUGACCAUUCCAUGCACAGAGCCACAACACACAGAAGACGAUGCAGAAGAAGUAAAUAGCACCAAGUCCAUCGCGCGCCCCAAGAAGAUCCGCAAGGUCCAUAACGGGCUUCGGUCGCCGCCGCUGACCAUGCUGCAGUACGACACGCCAGCGACGACGAGCGAAGACACGAGCGGCGACGACGAUGCGCUCGAGGUAGCGCCGAUGCCAUCGCCGACGCCGACCGAGAUGGCCAUGCCGCCGCCGCCGUCGGCGUGCCUCACGUGCAUGGCCCGCUGCGACGCCGACGAGUCGGUCCAGCGCGUGCUCUCGGCGCUGCACAAGCAGACGAGCGCGCUGCAGGAGCAGCUCGAUAGCAUUCGCAUGUUGCUGCAGUUGGCCAUGUCCCAGCACAACGUGUCGCAUCAUGUUUAAUACUAUGUCGUCGUCUCGUGCGUCCAUGUCCUGCAAGCUCUA